Messenger RNA from Charadrius vociferus (killdeer), 2256 nucleotides. RefSeq names its product chromosome unknown open reading frame, human C14orf37 (gene ARMH4). NCBI's taxonomy places the organism in Eukaryota, Metazoa, Chordata, Aves, Charadriiformes, Charadriidae. The record is from RefSeq and is a predicted model, not a curated record. The transcript has 7 exons. Bases 1 to 2256 code for a protein of 751 amino acids.
AUGAGUAGAUCAAUAGGAUUUAACAUCUGUGUGGUCACCUACAGCAUCCUGCUCUUGUCCUCCAGUCCACCAUGCCUUGCAUCUCAGCCACUGGAGCAGAGGGACAUGACAAAGGUCCAGCAUGGCCCCUGGGCAGGAAAUGGGGUAGAAGAUGAAAGGACAGGCAUGCUGAACUGGGAAAAUAACCUGGGCCCUUCUGAGCAGUCUGUCUCUGAAGAGCCAUGUGGAGCGUCAGCAAAGCCAUCUGGGACACCCUUAAGUGAAGCUUUCACUGCAGAAGGAGAAACACUGCCUGUAAGCCUGAGCCAUGUCAUUCCAGGUAGCCAGGGCCUGGGUGCUCACACCUCUGCUGUGACAGUGGCUGCCGUAGACGAGGAGGAGGUUGGUCCCACAAAGUCGGAGCUGGAUGAGGCUGAUGCAUUCAAGGCUAUGCUGACCACAGCUGUGACCACGCUGAACCCUGCUGUCCAGGAGGAGUCUGUUGGUGGCCCUGUUAGUGAGACCACCACAGAGAGUGGUGUUGAAGUAGGGAGCAGCUCUGCUGUCCUCUCGGCAAACCCCCUUUCUGGGACAGCUGUGGUGGCGGAGGAGGAGGUGGCAGAGAGUAGCUCGCACCCCUCAGCUGCUCCCCAGCCCAUGCUGUACCCCAGCUCUCCCAGCUGGGAAACAGCCAGUGACCACCCUGUCCUCCUGACUCUCCAGGCCCAUGGUGUGGCCUCUGAGGUGGGAACACCAAGAGCCCGCACAGGGAGCCCUCUGAAGUCCCUGGCUGUCCGAGCGUCUGUGGCUGCAAAACGUCCACUCGUGGUGACUGAGGCCUCCCCCCGCCUGGAAGCAGGGAUGGGUGUUAGGCGAGGAGAGCUGCCUGCCACAGAUGGCACUGUCACCAGCCACCCUGUGGACACCAUACCACCUGACUGGGAUGACACAAAGCUGGGGGACAUAAAUCAAGGGGGAAGCAUGUCUCAUGAGGAGGUGACAGAGGGGGCGAUAGAACCAUCCCAGACUGCACAGGGAGGUGUGGUGGAGGAAGAGGACACAACGAGGGUGCUGCCAUCCCCAGCAUCCCCUCCACCAACUCCUGGGCUUGCUGAGGAGACCAACUGCACAGUGCCGGUGCAAGGGGAGGAGUUGCCAGCAGCUUCCACAGGCAGCAGCGAUGCUCUCCAGACUGCAAACCUGACGGGUGUAGACACGGUUGGUCUUGGCUCACUGGAGAGCAUAAAUGCAGUCACAGCAGAGGAGGGGAGAAGCAUCCCACCAUCACAGCCAGAGGCUGCUGUAGUGACAGAUACACAGUCUGAUCUCUCUCCUACUCUGGAAGGCUCGUGGAAAGGUGUUACUCAGGAGGUGACAACAGUUGCCCAGGAGGCUGAUGCUGCUCUGUCAGUCAUGACAAUGGUGCCUGGUGCUACCCAGGGAACAGGAGCUGCAAGCCUUCUGCAGGAAAACAGUGGGGAGGACACCCAGAUGACGACUGCUCCUAGUGCCACUGAAGUGCUGGUGGCAGCUGGUACUUCCUCCAUGGCAAACACUCCAGAUACAGAAGAUCUCGCAGAUGUGGUCCUGGUCACCAGUGAGAAGGCUGUUCCAGCCCCUGAUGGGUUGUCUGCUACCCAGUCUGGACAGACAGAGGAGCCAUCCAGCAAAACUGUGGUCCUGGUGACUCCAGCAUCAAUGGCAUCUUCUGUCAGGAGGACAGCUCUUCCAUCAGUGAGGAAGAUCAGUACAGCUGUGACCUAUGGGCUGGACCGCCUGGAGUCAGAAGAGGGUGAGGAAGAGGAAGAGGAUGAAGAAGAGGAGGAAGAAGAAGAGGAGGAAGAGGAAGAUGAGGAGGACAAAGACAUAGAUUCGAUGGAUGAAAGCAUGGAGGGUGACACGGAGCUGCCAGGUUUCACGCUUCCAGGCGAGACCUCCCAGGAGCCCAUAGCUGGCCUGGAAAACCCUGUGGCCCAGCUGGCUGGGGUGUCCUACCAGGUUCCCGACACCAUCGAGUGGGAGCAGCAGAACCAGGGUCUGGUGAGAAGCUGGAUGGAGAAGCUGAAAGAUAAGGCAGGAUACAUGUCGGGGAUGCUGGUUCCCGUAGGAGUCGGAAUAGCCGGAGCCCUCUUUAUCCUAGGAGCACUCUACAGCAUUAAGAUUAUGAAUCGCCGAAGGAGAAAUGGCUCAAAGAGACAUAAAAGAAAGCAGAGGGAAUUUAACAGCAUGCAGGACCGAGUCAUGCUCUUAGCUGACAGCUCUGAAGAUGAAUUUUGA